Molecule: messenger RNA, 1243 nt
Organism: Suricata suricatta (meerkat)
Lineage: Eukaryota; Metazoa; Chordata; Mammalia; Carnivora; Herpestidae
Gene: ZPBP2
Product: zona pellucida binding protein 2
Exons: 6
Coding region: 348-1088 (246 amino acids)
Biological process (GO): binding of sperm to zona pellucida; acrosome assembly
Cellular component (GO): acrosomal vesicle; zona pellucida receptor complex; extracellular region
Source: RefSeq, a predicted model, not a curated record
CCGAACUCACGGGGAACGGCUUAGUUUACGGCAAGCCGGGACACCCAGGUACUGAGGACCUCUUCACUCCAGAGCCUAUCAGAAGAGCAGGGGGAGCAGUGGACCUGCUUAAGAUUCUUCCAACGAAGGGAAAGGGAGAGAACAUUCUUUGAAAGUUCACCUGGUGCUUGAGGCUCGCGUCAUUUCAUCGUUACAGAGACCGUGCUACGCCUUAGUGUCUGUCACCCGGCCUAAAGUCUCACAGCUCCCACGGAGCUCAGACUCAAUCCAGAUCUUUCUCUGAUGCCACCUCUCUUACAGUGAAAUUAUAUGUAAAAUUACAUGACAAUAGCCCAAUCCUUGUCUGUAUGGAUUUUAAACGUGCGAAAAAAGAAAUAGUGGAUCCUACCUACAUAUGGAUUGGGCCUAAUGACAAGCCAUUAACAGAAAAUAAUCAAAUAAAUAUAACUAAAACAGGAAAGCUGAUGGUGAAAGAUUUUCUGGAGGCUUCGUCUGGACCUUACACAUGCACUCUUUCUUAUAAGACUGUCAAAGCAGAAACCCAGGAAGAAACAAUAGUAAAGCAGAGAUAUGACUUUAUGAUCUUUGCCUAUCGGGAACCUGAUUAUUCAUAUAAGAUGGCUGUACGUUUUACCACAAAGUCUUGUGAAGGAAAAUAUAAUGACCUGCUUUUUAGAGUGCUGAAGAAAAUCUUGGAUAAUUUAAUGUCUGAUUUGUCAUGCCAUGUCAUAGAACCAUCAUAUAAAUGCCAUUUUGUUAAAAUUCCAAAACAUGGCCUCAUACAUGAGCUAUUUAUAGCCUUUCAAGUUAAUCCUUUUGCACCAGGGUGGAAAGGUGCAUGCAAUGAUUCUGCUGACUGUGAAGAUAUCACUAAUCAUAAUAUCCUCCAGGCAAGAGAUCGGAUAGAAGAAUUUUUCCGGAGCCAAGCAUAUAUUUACUACCACGACUUUAAUAAAACUAUACCAGCUAUGCAUUUUGUGGACCACAGUUUUCACGUAGUACGUAUGGAUAGCUGUCGUCCAGGCUUUGGAAAAAAUGAAGGUCUACACAGUAAUUGUGCUAGCUGUUGCGGUAAUUAUAAAAUAUAAAUAUCUAAAUAUUUAGGUUAUAUAGUCAGAAGAAUAGAUGAAUAAUUCCCUUAGGAUAAGUGAAUAUAAUGAUUAUUUCACAAAGUUAUAUUUGUUAAAGGGAAGUAAAAUUCAAAGCCCAAAUUUCUAGAAAUAAUUAUCUUCAUGUAUAUUAA